Messenger RNA from Cygnus atratus (black swan), 726 nucleotides. RefSeq names its product neurexophilin 4 (gene NXPH4). Gene Ontology annotation, molecular function: signaling receptor binding. The coding region runs from base 1 to 726 and encodes 241 amino acids. Lineage: Eukaryota; Metazoa; Chordata; Aves; Anseriformes; Anatidae. The transcript has 2 exons. The record is from RefSeq and is a predicted model, not a curated record.
AUGUGUGCUGAGGGCCACAUCGCCAAGACCCUAGGGUACCUGGAGCUGGGCACCUCUGGCCUCCUCAAGGAUGUCCCCUAUGGCACCCUAAAGCCCCCGAUGCUCGACCCCGGGCGGCUGAUGCCGGCCGAGCUCCCCCGGGGCGCCGGGCAGCCCAUCGGUGCGGCGCAGAGCCCCUGGGACUGGCAGAAGAACGGGACGGCCGGGGAGCUGCUGAGCCCCCGUGCCCGACGCAAGCCCUCGCUCAAGUCCGGCCGCACCAAGAAGAUCUUCGGCUGGGGCGACUUCUACUUCAACAUCAAGACGCUCAAGUUCAGCCUGCUGGUGACAGGGAAGAUCGUGGACCACAUCAACGGGACCUUCAGUGUCUAUUUCCGCCACAACUCCUCCAGCCUGGGCAACGUCUCGGUCAGCAUCGUGCCCCCCUCCAAGGCGGUGGGCUUCGAGGUACUGCAGAGCACCCUACCCGAGGGGCGCCCGGCCAAGGCCCUCAACUGCCACGUGGAGUACGAGAAGACCAACCGGGCGCGGAAGAACAAGCCCUGCCUCUACGACCCCUCCAAGGUGUGCUUCACCGAGCACACGCAGAGCCACGCCGCCUGGCUCUGCGCCAAGCCCUUCAAGGUCAUCUGCAUCUUCAUCUCCUUCCUCAGCAUCGACUACAAGCUGGUGCAGAAGGUCUGCCCCGACUCCAACUUCCAGCACGAGAAGCCCUACUUCGGCUGA